AUGGAACCUGAAGCGGUAGACAAAUGGCUCGACUGCGUCAUGGAAGCCUCGAAUGUUACUGGGGCUAUGAUGAUAGACAUGUCAAACGGGCAUUGCCUUGGAGCAAGAGGUAAAGCUACAGAAGAGGAUGCUACCUAUAUCUCAGUAGCAUCCCGUUCGGCUCUCGAUCCCAAGGGCGUUGGUGUUGUUGCGUAUAAGGAUAGUAAGGUGAUUCUUCGCAAGGGAGCUGGUGUUAUUAUGAUCGCCGUGUUCAAAGAGAUGGAUUCUCUCGAGGAGUCGCCUGAUGAGACGUGA
Messenger RNA from Morchella importuna, 294 nucleotides. RefSeq lists its product as uncharacterized. Gene Ontology annotation, cellular component: Ragulator complex; cytoplasm. Bases 1 to 294 code for a protein of 97 amino acids. Lineage: Eukaryota; Fungi; Ascomycota; Pezizomycetes; Pezizales; Morchellaceae. The transcript is spliced from 4 exons. The record is from RefSeq and is a predicted model, not a curated record.